UACUUCUUACUUUAAUCCCCCUUACACCCAACAGCACUCAGGCCUUGACAUUCAGUAAUAUACUCUUCUGAUCGAGUGAACGAGAUAAGCCUAAGCCCGGCCCUACCGACAAUGGGACACAAAGACAACGCCGACGGCGUGCCCACCUAUUGGGGCACGUCUGGCAAGACCUUACAAAGAAUGAUUACGGCUGUAGCGACGACAGACUUCUUACUUUUCGGCUACGAUCAGGGUGUCAUGUCUGGCAUCAUCUCCGCCCCGGCCUUCACCUCGGACUUUCCCGAAGUCGAGGGUGACAGCACGUAUGAAGGUUUUGUCGUGUCAAUCUAUGCCGUCGGCUGCUUCUUAGGCGCCUGCUUUAUCCUCAGUUUCGGUGACCACCUCGGUCGCCGCCGGUCUAUCUUCCUCGGUGCUGCUAUCAUGAUUAUCGGUGUUAUUAUUCAGAUUACGGCCAUACCUAAUGGCUCAGGGGGAGGUGCCACGGCACAGUUUAUCAUCGGACGGUGUAUAACGGGCGUAGGAAACGGCAUCAAUACAUCAACAGUGCCGACUUAUCAAGCAGAAUGUAGUCACUCGCACAACCGUGGAAAGCUGAUCUGCAUUGAAGGCGGAAACGUCGCCAUCGGAACCUUGAUUGCGUAUUGGAUCGACUACGGCUGCACCUAUGGACCCCAUGAAUUCGUUUGGCGAUUCCCCAUUGCCUUCCAAUGCGUUUUUGCCUUGGUUGUCAUCAUUCUCAUGACACAACUCCCUGAAUCCCCACGAUGGCUUUUAACCAAGGACCGUAAUGAAGAGGCAGCUACCGUUCUAGCAGCUCUCAACCAUCAGCCCCGCGACCACCCGGAGAUUCAAACCCAGGUCGCUGUCAUCGUGGACGCUAUUCGUGUUUCUGGUCACGCCGGUGGUGUAACUCCUAUGUCGGCACUAUUCACUAACGGUCCGACUCAAAACUUCCGUCGUCUCAUACUCGGCGCCUCAUCUCAAAUGAUGCAACAGCUAUCAGGUUGCAACGCUGUUAUUUACUACUUCCCAAUUCUGUUCCAAACUUCGAUCGGUACUUCUCACAACUUGGCGCUGCUUCUUGGAGGUGUUAACAUGAUCGUUUACUCCAUCUUUGCGACUACUUCGUGGUUUGCCGUCGAACGUGUUGGUCGCCGCAAGUUGUAUCUCAUUGGUACCGUUGGACAAUGCUUAUCUAUGGUGCUUACUUUCGCCGCUUUGAUUCCUGGCACUGAGGAGGCGGCUAAAGGAGCCGCUGUCGGCCUUUUCACCUACAUUGCCUUCUUCGGUGCUACUUGGCUACCGUUGCCGUGGCUCUACCCUGCCGAGAUCAACCCUCUCAAGACGCGAGCCAAGGCCAACGCCACUUCAACUGUGUCUAACUGGCUAUGGAAUUUCUUCAUUGUUAUGAUAACACCAGUGUUAUUGAGCAAUACUGGACAGAACGGCUGGGGCACGUACCUGUUCUUCGGUAUCCUCAACGCCAUGUUCUUCCCCAUCAUCUACUUCUUCUACCCUGAGACGGCGGGACGUACCUUGGAAGAGAUUGACGUCAUCUUCGUUAAGGGCUACGCCGAGAAGAUCAGCUACGUAAAGGCAGCCAAAGAACUGCCCCGCCUUAACGAGACGGAGGUGCAGCAGAAGGCUCGCGAGUACGGUUUAAACCUAUCGGAUGAGGAGGCGACUGUCAGCAUUCACGAGAAAGCUGAGGGUACCCUUUCUACACCCCCUUCAGAUUAAAAUGAUGCAAUGAUGCAUGUCUAGGCAUGAGAAGCAGGUGGCGCAACAGGGAGCAAUGGUUGCUUAUGUUGUAUCACUCAGCAAGGCUCAUAUCCGAGCUAAUGAUGACUGACAUGGUACGAAAGUGUUGACGUUGAAGUUUACGUUUGCGCUGCCAAUGUUUCGAUGACGACAAUGAGCGAAGUGGUCAGGUUGGUCCGUUGACCAAGACACGGUGUAUGUGGCUGUAAUUUA
Messenger RNA from Hypoxylon fragiforme, 1974 nucleotides. Its product is annotated as general substrate transporter. Gene Ontology annotation, biological process: carbohydrate transport; transmembrane transport. Gene Ontology annotation, molecular function: carbohydrate:proton symporter activity. The transcript is spliced from 4 exons. NCBI's taxonomy places the organism in Eukaryota, Fungi, Ascomycota, Sordariomycetes, Xylariales, Hypoxylaceae. The record is from RefSeq and is a predicted model, not a curated record. Gene Ontology annotation, cellular component: membrane. Bases 112 to 1740 code for a protein of 542 amino acids.